AUGGAGCAAGAGCGCUAUAACAUCAAGGCUGUGCUGCAGAGCCAACAAGGAAGCUGGACUACCUGGGAAGGAGUUGUCAACUGGAACAUCAUGUUAGAGAACAUGGGUCCCCAUCAGCUGGAGCUAUUAGUGGACAUGCUGACCAUCAGUGAGUGUGAGAACCUCCUGGCUAUCCUCUCAAAUCCAGAGGAAGACAUCAUCCAGAGGAUUAAUAAACUCUCCGCUGAAAAUAAUCCUCUUGGUUUAUCGUCUCGAGGCAAGAGGGACAUCUCAUCGGCUGUGGGUGCUUCAGCAUCUACAACUACAAAUCCACCCACCAGCCAGCAUCGAACGAAGAGAACUGCUUCUUCUGUGGAUACCGAUCCUGAAGUCGAGUGCCGGGUGACCCUAACAGAAUGGCUGCUGAGGUACGGUGAGCAGAUUUACUUCGACAGGCUUUCUCGUGCCCUGCACCACAUCGGGAGAACAGACAUCGCAUUCGAAGUGGGGAAGAACAUUAACCAGGAUAAGAUCCAGGCCCUGAAGCGCUACGUUGAAGACUAUCACAGAUUUGUGAGCUCUCGCGAGAUCCCAAAGGCAAAGGAAGAGAAGAAGGAGCACCAGCAUGGGAAGCUGAAGAUGUUUAAAAGAGAAGUAAGGGACCUGUCAUGGCGUGAUCUGGAUCUGAUCAUAAUGUGGACUCCAAACACCGAGUACCAGAAAGAUCCUCUGGAUUUGUUCCUGCCACUACUGUACGGACUGCUGGUGGGGUUUGGAAGUUCCUUGGUCGUAGCCGUCUCCUUCAUCUGCUUCAUCAGCUACCUCUCCAACAGAAACCAGCGGAUCAGCCAGUCCACUUCAACCCCCAUUUGGAUCCAUAAUACACAGAAUGAACUCAUACAGCUGGAAGCUGGUUAUGUGAGAGGAAGGCUGUGGGUAUAG
Molecule: messenger RNA, 921 nt
Organism: Thalassophryne amazonica
Lineage: Eukaryota; Metazoa; Chordata; Actinopteri; Batrachoidiformes; Batrachoididae
Product: transmembrane and death domain protein 1-like
Exons: 5
Coding region: 1-921 (306 amino acids)
Source: RefSeq, a predicted model, not a curated record